Molecule: messenger RNA, 1658 nt
Organism: Pocillopora verrucosa
Lineage: Eukaryota; Metazoa; Cnidaria; Anthozoa; Scleractinia; Pocilloporidae
Product: homeobox protein Hox-D4a
Biological process (GO): regulation of transcription by RNA polymerase II
Cellular component (GO): nucleus
Molecular function (GO): DNA-binding transcription factor activity, RNA polymerase II-specific; RNA polymerase II cis-regulatory region sequence-specific DNA binding
Source: RefSeq, a predicted model, not a curated record
GCUUAUCUUUCCGUACGCGCAACGAUGACAACCGGAGCGAUGCAGUCGCAAAAUUAUUCCUACUUCGGCAGUAACUUACCGGGAAAAGACACGGGCUCUCAUGCUCAACAGUUAGAUUUUCCUUACACUCCCUGCCGAAUGCAGUCACCAAAUUAUUAUAAUCAAUCGCCGCUACCGAGUUUUAUGUCACCCAUGCCUCAGGGAAGCCUCGGUCAAGUGAAUGGAUAUACCGCGGAGCCAUCCACGUACCCGAACGCACCGAUUUCAGGGCAAAAUGGGAGCACAAUUCCGAUUGAUCAUCAAGGUUACUACUCGCCUCAAGAAGCAGGUCAGAACUGCUCCUUCCACCAAUACGCUUGGUUGAAAAGCACUUCUUCUGCGGAAAAUUGGUGGCAUAACUCGACUGCGGCAGGAAACGUUGCUUGGAACAGUAGAGGAGCUUCCGAGGGAAAACGCAAAAGGACAGCUUACACUCGAAAGCAGUUGCUGGAACUAGAGAAAGAAUUCCAUUUUAACCAUUUUCUUACCAAGGAGAGGAGAGCUGAAAUGGCUUCUCAAUUAAACCUCACUGAAAGGCAAGUCAAAAUUUGGUUUCAAAACCGGCGCAUGAAAUGGAAAAAAUGCAACUCUCAAGCAAUGAGUAAAAGCUCAAAACCUGGCACGGGUUCUCAAAAUACAAGCGCGGCUACAGUUCAAGACCUUCACAUUCCUAACCCAGUAUCACAGCCCUUGAGUACAACAUCCAUAAACUCACAAACAUCCUUGGACAACGCUACUGUUCCAAGCUGUUUGGCAGGCUAUCGAGGCCACCAGAGUUGAGAACUUAGCCAUGCGCGUUCAGCAAUUCGUUUAUAAUUUACGACUGAAAUCCUUCUCAGUCAACAUUCGUCCGAUCGCAUUCUUAUUUAACAUUUUAAAGAAACAUUUCUAACGUAAGGAUAAAGAGAAUUUUUUUCUUGGUCAUAAAAGAGAGAUUUUAUUAAAGAUGCAGUUAUGAUAAGUUGAUUUUCAAUAAUGUAUUUAGCAAGAAAUGAAUGAAUAUUCAGUGUAUAAAGCUGACUAGUCUCUCAUUAGCAAGUUAGUUCGGAAGUGAAUCGUUGCUCUCUUUUGAAGGCGACGCUGGGUCACGAAACAUAGACCACGUUCCACUGUACAUACAAACAAAAAUUAUAAAACGAAAGGAGCUGUAAAUAUCAUGUCCGCUAAACUGUAUUUCCAUAACGCACUCACAAUUUGGAAAUAACGUUUUCAAAACUUCGAAGAGACUUUUAUUUAUGCCAGAAAUAUUUCAGCGGGCAAGAACCCACGAGUUGAAGUAAACGCCGUUAUUUACAUCAGAUAGGUUUCAAAUUGCUUUAAAAGACCAAUACUUGUAUUUAAUUUCUUAACGUUACACAUUUCUGCUAAGUUUGUGUCGUUCGAAACAAUCCCUCUAUUUGUGUAUGUUGUGUAAAGACUCAAUAAAAUUUUCUCUGUCAAUAUUUGUCGAGCAAUUAGAGUUGAGACAACAAGAACCGAACUAAUAUUUACGUCAAGGAGAUCCUGAACAAGCUCUCAACACUGGUGGUUCGAGUUUAAUUUUCCGCUUUUUCCCCGAGGCAGAAAGAAAAUUUACAUUCCGUGGUUGACAAAACGACAAUAAAAUUACAGCUUAGUGA